AUGAAGUCCCGAGAACAUUUAGAGACACAGGACUCCUCUGUAAUCAAGGACCUAGUCGCCAAAUUAGAGGAUGCGCGAAAGUUGGGCGCUGGUCAAAAAAAGCGAACCUUUACUUGCAAAAAGGCGACCUACACAGUUCACGGCACCCAAAAUGUGACGGUGGACUCAUGGAAAUUCAUGGACUGGGAUUACAAGAGAACCGACCUUCCAUCAUAUGCUCGAGGUCUUUUCACCACGCGACGAAAAGACAACCACCCCGAGAUCGCGGUUCGUGGAUAUGACAAGUUCUUCAACGUGAACGAGGUCAACAAUACUCAAUGGAGGAAUAUUGAGAAUAACACACGUGGUCCAUACGAACUGAGUGUGAAAGAGAAUGGCUGUAUCAUUUUUAUAUCUGGCCUGGAAGACGACAAAUUGCUGGUGUGUAGCAAGCAUUCAACCGGAAAUCGCGCUGAUGUCGAGGUUAGCCAUGCCCUGGCCGGUGAAAAAUGGGUGGAACGGCAUGUUGCAGCUGUUGGGAAAUCUACCAAAGAUCUUGCCCGAGAGCUACGCAGAAGAAAUCUCACAGCAGUAGGAGAGCUGUGUGAUGAUGCCUUCGAAGAGCAUGUUCUGGCUUACGACCCAGCCGCGUCUGGUAUCUAUCUUCAUGGUCUCAACUACAACGUCCCCCAUUUCGCCACAGAGCCUUGUGAUGAGGUGCAUAAAUUCGCUGUUGAAUGGGGUUUCAAAAAAGCCAAAUUCCUGAAAUACGACAGGAUUGAUGAUGUGAAACAAUUCCUGGAGGAAUGUGCCGAGACAGGUACAUGGGAUGGCCGUGAGACAGAAGGUUUUGUGGUUCGAUGCAGGAUGAGCGAGUGUGGCGGACCGGAGCAAGACUGGUUUUUCAAGUACAAGUUCGAAGAGCCUUAUCUCAUGUAUCGCCAGUGGCGUGAAUGCACCAAAGCCGUGAUCUUGGGCAAGCUGCCAAAAAUCAAGAAGCAAGUCCAGAUUACCGAGGAGUAUCUCCAGUUCGCGCGAAGGCAGUUCAUGAGAGAGCCUGGCAAAGCAAAGCUCUACAACCAUAAUCAUGGAAUUAUUGAACUUCGCGAAGCCUUCCUGAAGGAGCGAGGCCUGAAGGGAUCGGAAAUUAUUGCAUUAGAGGCUGAAAAAGGUGGAAAAGGCAAAGAGACAGAACGUGACGUUAUCCUUGUUCCUAUUGCCUCCCUGGGCUGUGGAAAAACCACAAUUGCCUUGGCCUUGGUGCAUCUCUUUGGCUGGGGUCAUAUUCAAAACGAUAAUAUCCCCAAGCAGAAGAACAAGCCGAAAAAGUUUGCAUUCGAGAUUACCCAGGAAAUGGCUAUUGCGCCCGCUGUGAUUGCAGACCGCAAUACUCACCAACGUCGCGAGCGAAAGCAGUUGUUCGAGGAUAUUUACCCCGUCGUCCCAGCUGCGCAGUUUGUUGCUCUCCAUUAUGUUCACGAACCUAAGGACCAAUUGCUUCCAGGUAUCAAAGAAGUCACCCGGAAACGAGUUCUGGAACGCGGUGAUAAUCACCAGACUAUUCGCGCUGGCACAAAGAAUCCCGAAGAGACAAUUGGGAUCAUGGAUGGAUUCUUGUACCGAUUUGAAGGAAUUGACACCACCAGAGAUCCGGACGAGAACUUUGACCACGUAAUUGACCUAGACGUGUGUGCCUCUUCAAGAGAAAACCUUGAGAAAGUCGUGAUCGCCCUGCAUGAGGCUUAUCCUAAGCUGGUGCCCAAAAUGCCUUCAGCCAGCGAUCUGGACGCCGCGAUCAACGCAUCUAUGAAUGAAUAUGAGGUUCGGCUAGAUCUGAGUGCCGGAUAUUCUUCGCAGAACAAGAAAGACAAGCAACCAAAAAAGGGAAAGCAGAAUGAAGGCGCCGACCUUGCUCCAGCACUUCUAGCCCGAAAAAUUGAGUACUUUAAAAUCUCUCUGCCUGUCAACGAGGUUUCUAAUACCUUGCACUCCCUCUUCACACCUGAUACGCCCCCAGAAGCCUCUCGCUUAUAUAACCAGCUGGUCAAACAGCGUCGUAUUCAGCCAGCCUUCCAUGUCACUUUGAUCCAUCGCGCCUCAAGAGAAGAAAAGUCUGAUGUUUGGUCGCAUUAUUCGAAGCAAUACAUCGACAAUCUAACGGCCAUGCCGCUCGCUGAACCUGUUCAAAACCCACCUACUCUUACCUUUGCUCGGGUUCGUCUGGAACGUCUUGUGUGGGACAAUCGAAUUAUGGCAUUUGUCGUCCGUAUUCUUCCGGGUGAGGAUGGCUCAACUGAAGAGCAAGCCGAUCUACCUUGUGCCAAUGCCAUUCCUCAUAUCACAAUCGGAACUGCAGCACCUGAUGUGAAACCGAAGGAAAGUAAUGAUCUUCUCAAGCGUUGGCUGGAAGUCGGUUCCGGUGGUGACACUGGUAUCUUUGAAGCUGAAGUCAAGGGUGUCAAGAUGAUUGACGGGAAGGUGGACUUGGCUAUGAUGCGUGGAAAGUACUGA
This is a messenger RNA of Penicillium angulare, 2490 nucleotides long. RefSeq names its product tRNA ligase. The transcript has a single exon. Gene Ontology annotation, cellular component: nuclear inner membrane. Lineage: Eukaryota; Fungi; Ascomycota; Eurotiomycetes; Eurotiales; Aspergillaceae. Gene Ontology annotation, molecular function: RNA ligase (ATP) activity; phosphoric diester hydrolase activity; ATP binding. Gene Ontology annotation, biological process: tRNA splicing, via endonucleolytic cleavage and ligation. Bases 1 to 2490 code for a protein of 829 amino acids. The record is from RefSeq and is a predicted model, not a curated record.